Molecule: messenger RNA, 1050 nt
Organism: Drosophila busckii
Lineage: Eukaryota; Metazoa; Arthropoda; Insecta; Diptera; Drosophilidae
Product: cilia- and flagella-associated protein 20
Exons: 3
Coding region: 92-925 (277 amino acids)
Biological process (GO): cilium assembly; regulation of cilium beat frequency involved in ciliary motility; positive regulation of cell motility
Cellular component (GO): ciliary basal body; motile cilium
Source: RefSeq, a predicted model, not a curated record
UUCAAAUCAGAGAAUUUUUACUGCUGUAAAUCAUUGUACAAAUAGUAAAGCUCAGAUAGUUUUUAUAAAUUAUUACUAAUAAGCAAUAAAUAUGUAUCGUGCUGCAUAUCAGAAAGGCUUCCUAACGGUGCUCUAUAGCGUGGGCAGCUCCCCGCUGGACAACUGGUCCACAUAUACAAAAAAUGGUUAUAUUAAACGCAUUUACGAUGAAGACAUCAAGUCCCUGGUACUGGAGAUCAUGGGCUCCAAUGUUUCAACCACUUUUAUACACUGUCCCAGCGACUGUAAAGCAGAACUGGGCAUUAAGCUGCCAUUCUUAGUGCUGCUCAUCAAAAAUAUGCACAAAUACUUUUGUUUUGAAGUCAAGAUCCAAGAUGACCAACGCUUUAUGCGCCGUUUCCGGGUAUCCAACUUUCAGAGCAAGACCUCGGUGAAACCUUUUUGCACGGCCAUGCCAAUGGGCAUGUCCCCUGGCUGGAAUCAGAUUCAAUUUAAUUUGGCAGAUUUUACGCGUCGUGCUUAUGGUUCGAAUUAUUUGGAAACUGUUUCCCUUCAGGUGCAUGCUAAUGUGCGCAUACGCCGCGUCUACUUCACCGAUAAGCUCUACACGGAAGCAGAGUUGCCCAAUGAUUACAAGCUGCUGGGCAAGCCCAAGGAUCUUAAAAAGGAGAAACAGUUUAAGGCUCCACCAACGGCGCGUCCACCUUCGCCAUUAAAUACUGGACGUACUGAGGCGACUUCAGAUAAGAAGGAAGGGCCCACUCAGGAUACUGAGCCGGAAGCACCCACAUCACCACCACCACCGGCAGCGGAGCCAAAAGCUGAAGCGGCAGAAGCGCCCACUGAGCCCGAGGCACCCACAUCCGGUGGCGGCGAAGAGCCAACUACACAAGCCGAGCCUACCGAGGAUGCUUACUAUUAUUAAGCACGUUUUUUACACAUUGAUUUUAACUGUUUUAUACUUAAAAGUUCCACCACACUAUGCAGGCGGGGGAGAGAAGAGUGAGCUAAAUUCAAAGUCGUAGACAUAAUAAAUUUAUUGCAAAACUC